GAGUGUAAAUUUAAAAUGUUUGAUCUUGACCUGACCCCAGUUGCUAACAGAUCAGUCAGUAACCAUGUCGACCCAUCUAUACCUUGAUCACUGUCUGACUGGCCUCUGCUCACUGAGGUGAUGAGGGAGGGAGGAGGAGAGGUAGAAACUAGGGCACUGUUAUGUGGCCCCUUUUUCAACAGCCACCAGGCACAACGCAGAGAACGAGAAAGAAAGAGAAGACAGACGAAAGGACAUCUGAAGCACGGUGAAGCUGGAGAGAAAACGGUGGAAGCUCAGGAGCUGGCGUCCGACGACCUCAAACCAACCCCGACUGUCCGACGCACCCUAAAGAGAUUCACGUUAACAUUUUACACAGACACGAGCAGAAAAACACUUCUCUCUCCGUGCACACACAGCGGGCAGCGAGAUGUUUGGAGAGCAGGCGACAAAGGUCAAGAUCACGUCUGUGGUGAUUGUGGUGGGGAUGUCGUCGAUGCUGGCGGCGGUAGCGACUGAUCACUGGGCAGUGCUGAGCCCCAGGGUGGAGAAGCUGAACGCCACCUGUGAGGCAGCCCACUUUGGCCUCUGGAGGCUCUGCAAGAAGACCAUCUUCAUCAUGAAGGAGGACCCGCAGGGCAAAGGCUGCGGCCCCAUCAGCUUACCUGGAGCAAAAAACUGUUCCUACUUCAAACACUUUACGUCGGGGGAAGAGGCAGAAGUAUUUGAAGUCAAGACCCAGAAAGAAUACAACAUCUCAGCAGCAGCCAUCGCCAUCUUCAGCUUAUUCUUCAUGAUCCUGGGCACACUCUGUGUCAUCUUCUCCUUCGGGAAGGGAAGAGACUAUCUGCUCCGUCCUGCUGGAAUGUUCUUUGCCUUUGCAGGCCUUUGCAUCAUCAUCUCUGUCGAGGUAAUGCGUCAGUCUGUCAAGCGUAUGAUUGACAGCGACGAAACCAUCUGGAUUGAAUAUUACUACUCCUGGUCCUUCACGUGUGCCUGCGCCUCCUUCACCCUACUUAUCUUGAGUGGAGUCGCCCUGCUCCUCAUCUCCAUGCCCCACAUGCCACGCAACCCCUGGGAGACUUGCAUGGAUGCCGAGCCCGACACAUUAGAGUAGUCACAGGACUCACAAAUCAGCCUGUGCCAUUGAUCGUCUUCAGAGACCAUUUGCCUGGUGCUUCCCCCGUUGACAUCAGCUAUCGAUUUCAGGUCAAUGUUUGAGAUCCGCGGGAGUCCAGGAGUACCAAUCCAUAAUUUCAUGCAUAAUAUGAGGAUGUCCUUUAAGUAUUAGCAAAGAUAACCUGCUUUUGUGAUUUGUUUUUAUUAAAUUGCUGAAGAAUAACAGAAAAAAAUGCAUAAACAUUUAGAAAAGCUUUGAAAAUUUUGUUACAGGUGAUGACAUAUGCUUUUACAUGAAGUUUAUAAUAAUCACUAGAACAUUUCUCCUACAUUCAAACAAUAUUGACGUGAAAGGCAGUUGUGACAACUCUGUAAAUAUUUUUUAUUUGCAAUACUGUCAUAGAGUUUUGUUACUGUAGCUAAUAUAUUGAACAGGUAAGCCAAAACGCACUUUUUAUUAAAUUGCAGCCUUUUUCAAUAAUAUGUUGACAUUUUUCUGUCUUUUAAACAAUGUUAGUUGGAAUUCUCAAAGGAGGCUUUUAAAAUACAUUGACCUUUUCAGUAACAAUAAUCAUAGUAAUAAUUACUAUUAUAAGAACAAGAACAGACUGGACUCUGAUGGCAGUGUUUGUCCUCCAGCUUUUUAAAGUUGUAUGUAAUUUUAUGUGUGUUUUGCUGCUCUGGAACUGAACAGUGACAGAGCUCCAAAAAUCAUGAUUCUAUACAAGAGGAAACCACAUUUCAAGUCCAUGAGUAAGUAAUUAUUUGUCAUUCUUUGUCCAGCAAACACUUUGUUUGAAAACCAUAUACCUGAAAAAAUACAUUUGAUUGUUUUUUGUAAUAUGUUAUU
This is a messenger RNA of Thalassophryne amazonica, 1948 nucleotides long. RefSeq names its product calcium channel, voltage-dependent, gamma subunit 1b (gene cacng1b). The transcript has 5 exons. Gene Ontology annotation, molecular function: calcium channel regulator activity; voltage-gated calcium channel activity. Gene Ontology annotation, cellular component: membrane; L-type voltage-gated calcium channel complex. Bases 410 to 1096 code for a protein of 228 amino acids. Lineage: Eukaryota; Metazoa; Chordata; Actinopteri; Batrachoidiformes; Batrachoididae. Gene Ontology annotation, biological process: regulation of calcium ion transmembrane transport via high voltage-gated calcium channel; calcium ion transmembrane transport. The record is from RefSeq and is a predicted model, not a curated record.